This is a messenger RNA of Paramuricea clavata, 16928 nucleotides long. The record is from the annotation of a GenBank genome assembly. NCBI's taxonomy places the organism in Eukaryota, Metazoa, Cnidaria, Anthozoa, Malacalcyonacea, Plexauridae.
GGCAGAGUGGUGAGGGUGGUGAUUGUCAGAACAAUAGUGACCAGAACUGUCAUCAGAAAUGGUGAAAAGACUGUAACCAGAGAACCAAAAGAAGAAGUGGUGUAUAUCAUUGAUGGUAGACCAGUGGAACCAGAAACCAUUACUGUUGAUGGUAAACCGGUUGAAGCAAAGAAGCCAGAGGACAUUGUACCAUUCAUAUCAGAAUUUGUCACACCAGAGGAACAAGCACCAAUUGAGAGUUUACCAUUUGAUGAAAUUGUACCAUUCGAUCAAGGAACACCAGUAGAAGAAUUCACAGAUGACCAAGGCAGAGUGGUGAGGGUGGUGAUUGUCAGAACAAUAGUGACCAGAACUGUCAUCAGAAAUGGUGAAAAGACUGUAACCAGAGAACCAAAAGAAGAAGUGGUGUAUAUCAUUGAUGGUAGACCAGUGGAACCAGAAACCAUUACUGUUGAUGGUAAACCAGUUGAAGCAAAGAAGCCAGAGGACAUUGUACCAUUCAUAUCAGAAUUUGUCUCACCAGAAGCACAAGCACCAGUUGAAAGUCUACCAUUUGAUGAAAAUGUCCCAUUCGAUCAAGGAACACCAGUAGAAGAAUUCACAGAUGACCAAGGCAGAGUGGUUAAAAUUAUCAUUGUCAGAACAAUAGUGACCAGAACUGUCAUCAGAAAUGGUGAAAAGACUGUGACCAGGGAACCAAAAGAAGAAGUGGUGUAUAUCAUUGAUGGUAAGCCAGUGGAACCAGAAACCAUUACUGUUGAUGGUAAACCAGUUGAAGCGAAGAAGCCAGAGGACAUUGUACCAUUCAUAUCCGAAUUUGUCACACCAGAAGAACAAGCACCAGUUGAGAGUCUACCAUUUGAUGAAAAUGUCCCAUUCGAUCAAGGAACACCAGUAGAAGAAUUCACAGAUGACCAAGGCAGAGUGGUGAGGGUGGUGAUUGUCAGAACAAUAGUGACCAGAACUGUCAUCAGAAAUGGUGAAAAGACUGUAACCAAAGAACCAAAAGAAGAAGUGGUGUAUAUCAUUGAUGGUAGACCAGUGGAACCAGAAACCAUUACUGUUGACGGUAAACCUGUUGAAGCAAAGAAGCCAGAGGACAUUGCACCAUUCAUAUCAGAAUUUGUCACACCAGAGGAACAAGUACCAGUUGAGAGUCUACCAUUUGAUGAAAAUGUCCCAUUCGAUCAAGGAACACCUGUUGAAGAGUUCACAGAUGACCAAGGAAGGGUGGUUAAAAUUAUCAUUGUCAGAACAAUAGUGACCAGAACUGUCAUCAGAAAUGGUGAAAAGACUGUAACCAAAGAACCAAAUGAAGAAGUGGUGUAUAUCAUUGAUGGUAAGCCAGUGGAACCAGAAACCAUUACUGUUGAUGGUAAACCAGUUGAAGCAAAGAAGCCAGAGGACAUUGUACCAUUCAUAUCAGAAUUUGUCGCACCAGAGGAACAAGCACCAGUGGAGAGUUUACCAUUUGAUGAAAAUGUACCAUUCGAUCAAGGAACACCAGUUGAAGAGUUCACAGAUGACCAAGGAAGGGUGGUUAAAAUUAUCAUUGUCAGAACAAUAGUCACCAGAACUGUCAUCAGAAAUGGUGAAAAGACUGUGACCAAAGAACCAAUAGAAGAAGUGCUGUAUAUCAUUGAUGGUAAGCCAGUGGAACCAGAGACCAUCACUGUUGAUGGUAAACCAGUUGAAGCGAAGAAGCCAGAGGACAUUGUACCAUUCAUAUCAGAAUUUGUCACACCAGAGGAACAAGCACCAGUUGAGAGUGUACCAUUUGAUGAAAAUGUACCAUUCGAUCAAGGAACACCAGUAGAAGAGUUCACAGAUGACCAAGGAAGGGUGGUUAAAAUUAUCAUUGUCAGAACAAUAGUCACCAGAACUGUCAUCAGAAAUGGUGAAAAGACUGUGACCAGGGAACCGAAAGAAGAGGUGGUGUAUAUCAUUGAUGGUAAGCCAGUGGAACCAGAAACCAUUACUGUUGAUGGUAAACCAGUUGAAGCGAAGAAGCCAGAGGACAUUGUACCAUUCAUAUCAGAGUUUGUCACACCAGAGGAACAAGCGCCAGUUGAGAGUUUACCAUUUGAUGAAAGUGUACCAUUCGAUCAAGGGACUUCUGUUGAAGAGUUCACAGAUGACCAAGGAAGGGUGGUUAAAAUUAUCAUUGUCAGAACAAUAGUGACCAGAACUGUCAUCAGAAAUGGUGAAAAGACUGUGACCAAAGAACCAAAAGAAGAAGUGGUGUAUAUCAUUGAUGGUAAGCCAGUGGAACCAGAAACCAUUACUGUUGAUGGUAAACCAGUUGAAGCAAAGAAGCCAGAGGACAUUGUACCAUUCAUAUCAGAAUUUGUCGCACCAGAGGAACAAGCACCAGUGGAGAGUUUACCAUUUGAUGAAAAUGUACCAUUCGAUCAAGGAACACCAGUUGAAGAGUUCACAGAUGACCAAGGAAGGGUGGUUAAAAUUAUCAUUGUCAGAACAAUAGUGACCAGAACUGUCAUCAGAAAUGGUGAAAAGACUGUGACCAAAGAACCAAAAGAAGAAGUGGUGUAUAUCAUUGAUGGUAAGCCAGUGGAACCAGAAACCAUUACUGUUGAUGGUAAACAAGUUGAAGCAAAGAAGCCAGAGGAUAUUGUACCAUUCAUAUCAGAAUUUGUCACACCAGAGGAACAAGCACCAGUUGAGAGUUUACCAUUUGAUGAAAAUGUACCAUUCGAUCAAGGAACACCAGUUGAAGAGUUUACAGAUGACCAAGGCAGAGUGGUGAGGGUGGUGAUUGUCAGGACAAUAGUCACCAGAACUGUCAUCAGGAAUGGUGUAAAGACAGUCACCAGAGAGCCCAAACAAGAGGCUGUUUACGUUAUUGAUGGCAGACCAAUUGAACCAGAAAACAUCAUGGUGGAUGGAAAACGGAUUGAGCACAAGGCACCAGAAGAAUACACCAUACCAGUGGAACAUAUUCCAAUUGAAUUCGUGGUUGGUGAAGAACAGGAGCCCAGCAAACCUGCGAUUGAUGAACUGAGAGAAUUAAGUAAAGUGUUGGAUGAGAAUGUCAUUGAUAUACCUGUGACUAUUGAACCUGUGGAAGGCGCUCCAUCUGUCACCACCGUUCAAUUUGAAGAACGCUUCCUUCAAGAGGUACGUAAUCACAUUUUGUUGAUUUUUAUCUACGUCGAAUAGUCUAUCUUCCAAAUUCGUCAUUUGUAAGUUUGCACUGUAGCUGUGUUAAUUCUCAACUGUUCAGGCUAUCCCUUUUUGAUCGGAAUCGAAAACUACGGUGUUUGAUCGAGUCAAACUAAUAGCGCUCUUGUGAAGUGAAUGAUUAUCAGACAAUAGCAUCGGAAGAAAUUUAACACCAGAAAGCUGCCGAUUGAGAUGGAUUCAACUACCUGAAAAAUACAAGCAAAACUGCGACGAAGGACUUCGCUUGGAAUGUCGAAAUUUUAGUUGUAUGUUUUCAAAUGUUUAAAUCCCUCUCAUUACGCAGACCAUUUACCACAGUGUACCCUGUCACAGAGCAAGUACAUACAGAGAUCUCACUUCAGGUUAAUUUCGCGUAAGGGAUUUUUUCAGUCCGCCAUGUUCUUAGCAAGUGCCCUAAAGAGCGGCAGUCACCCCCCUGAAAACAUAUUGAAAAUUUAAUAUUCCAGGGGAGGUGAAUGCCUCUCUUUAGGGCACUUGCUAAGAACGUGGCCGCCAGCUAAUUCUUCGGUAAAAAGCGCUUUACGGUUUUGUAAUGUAAGUUACACUUCUGUAUGUCUUUAUUCUGUGACCCUGUCUUUAUAGGACUACAGAGUUGUAAACUUCACCAAAGCAACAAUUGAAAGAGAUGUCCCGUUAGAGAGCGUCAUGGAUCAAGCGGUUGCUGAGCUUGCAGAGACCACUCAGGAACGACCUGAGAUGAUGUUAAUUGCGCCAUCCGCUGAACAACAUGAUCGUGUCGUCCGUCGUGUGAUCAUCACCUCUAUGGUCGAGACGUAUUCUGUCGUCGUCAUCCGGGAAAUUUACCUCCGCGUCAUUCACGGAAAUUCUCUGCUUGCUCAGAAGAUUUUCGACAGUGGAGAGUUGAGCGUUCUUUAUGAAGAGGUUUUGAAGUGGAUGAUGGAAAUCGGAAAGAAAUUGGAUACUCUCAAACCCGUGUCUGGAGAGAUGGAUAUUUUGAAAGAACAAGACAGCGGAAUGAAGGUACUGUAUUGAGUUUAUUGAGUUUCUCACUCAUUGGUGAGGGGAUUUCCCAACAGGUUUUUGCGCAGUUGAUAGGGAAUCCGAGGUACCUACGAUCUAACGUCCUUAUCCCAGAAGACGCGAAAGUCUAACCAUUUACUGAUGUCAAUGUAAAGGUAGCUCUUUCUCCUCAAUUAUUUUAAGACCUUGAGUAGAGGUCCGAGCAAGGACUGAACCCGGCUCUCCCAGCUUGGAAGGCAAGCGUGGUGAGCACAACACCACAAGGGCUUUUGUAUACUUUAACGGCAGAGUAUCCGAGUUUGGAGGUAGGUGCCGUUGGUGGCCAAGGCUAGUCGGCGAUCUAGCCUUGUCAGGCAAAUGACCGCAAUGGCAAACAUUAGGCAAAACACUGGCAAACAUUUAUGGCAAACUGGCAAAUGGCAAAACUGGCAAACAGCAAUGGCAAACAGCUAUGGCAAAACAGCAAAAAACGUAAUAAUAAGGCUAAUUAUAGUAGCAAUAGGAGUUUGCCAUGACAAUUCUGCUAAGGCAGACCUCCGGCACCUGUCACACUGAUGAUCAGUGGAAAAAAGGACGCAUUCUAUAGUAGUCUAUAGAUUGUAUCCUAUAAAGAAAAACAAAUAAUAAAAAAAAAACCGAUACAACCAAAACAAAACAACAAAAAACAAAACUAAAACAAAAAUAAAGAAAUUAACCCGAGUAUCAACAAACAUUAACCAGGGUGGGGAAAGGGCGAAGGGGAACAGAGCGAAAGAGCAGUUGUAGCUGGCUAGCCAAGCUGUAGCAAAGUGACGGAUGCGCGAUAAUUGCAACUGUUCUAAGUGACGUCAGGGGCUCCCCGCUGCUAGAUACAUCUGCCGUUAACUUCGCUUAAAUCUACGUUUAACCACAUUAAAUACCCAGUAAUCGUUUGGCUUACCUCUUUCUUCAGGGGAAUAUCAAUGACCUGGCCAAUGGUUUAUAAUGUAUUUUUAUUAUUUUUUGGCGUAGGAUCUCGAAGCUGAUAUCAAACUAUACGAACCCAUCUUUAACAAAAUAUUCGACAUUGGUGAAAAGGCGGUGAAAGAAAUAAGCGGAGAUGAGGCCAAAGAGAUCGAGGACGAGUUGACGGACAUCAAGACAGUUUGGUAUCAACUCAAUACGUUGCUACAAGAUCGCAGGAAUAAGAUCACAAACGUGGAACCUCUGGCCAUGAAAUACCAGCAAGCUUUGCAGUCACUCGCUCAAGUGAUGACGAACGCAGACAAGGCUGUAGAUGAUCUGGAAGUUCUUGGAGCAGAACCUGAGAAAGUUCGAGAGCAGCUUGAGACACUACGGGUAGGUUUGGUGAGAGAUGGCAAAGUGGAUACAAGGCAAUGGCCCUUGUUUAUCCUUUAGAACUGAUAGAGCUAUCCAGUAUAAAUAAAGUUAGUUUAGUUUAGGUUCCCUCCUGUAGUAAUACUGUAUCAAUAAGGAUGACCCUUACUGGACCUCUAGAGAGACAGAACAUAAAAUGAUAGAGCUUCCAGAAUAUAUAUAAAGGAAAUUCAUUUAAUUUCCGCAUUAGUAAAGAAUUACUUCUGUUAUUUUCAAGGAAUUGAAAAAAGAAGUCCAAGAUAACGAAACAUCAUUUGAAGACAGUGGGUGGAAUUUGAUUGAAGAACACAACUACUCCCCGCAUCAUCCCCAGUCCACCGCAGACAUGGCAUCGAUCACAGAACAACUGACGACCGUGAAAAUUAAGGUCAGCGACCUUCUACGUAAGAUAGACUCCAUUGAAGAAAACAAGAGAGCACACCUGAUCGAGGCUAAGAAAUACACGAGGAACAACGAGGAACUCCAGGGUAAUUUGCGUGAUCCAAGUACAGUGAAGGAUGUUAGUGUUCCUAUAGAGGAGGAUAUCCACGUGAUAAAAGAUGAACUAUCUGAGUUACAAGCUGUGCAAGAUGUCACCAAUGAUGUUGUUCGGCCAUCUUUACAUGCUGUUGAGAGCUCUGGUCAUUGGAUUGUUGGCAACGCAAGAAAAGAUGGACCAAGGUAAGCUUUAUAUUUGAUAAUGUAAAAGAUUUGUGUAUGAUCAAGGCUACGUAUACACUUGUACUGGAUAGGUUUCCGUAGCGACAUGAAAAAACACAUAUCCGUACCUUUUAAGAACGCUAUUUUCAGAGGAAUUAUUGCAACAGAGAGAUGUUGUUUCGCUCAGCUUCUGAGAGUUGUACAUUCCGUAUCGGAUAUGUGUUUUUUUCGCGCCGCUACGGAAAGCUGUCUAGUAUAGUGGAAACGCAGCCGAAGUCAGCUUAAAAUAAUUUCUGAGUUUGCAGACCAUACGUCGAUAGAGUACGAAUGUAUAUCAAUUGUGGUACUGCUUGUAGGACAGUUUAUUCAAGACUUGAACCAUGUUGUUUUUCUAGUGCCGAAGACAUUGCUUCGGUCAUUGAGCCAAAUGUCGCCACAAAGAAAGACAGUUUGAAGGAACUCGAUAGCAAAGUCAGCGACAGAAAAGACAAACUCCACGAAGCAUUAACGAGCUGUCAAACUUCAGAACAAACUCUGGAUGAUCUGCUUCACUGGUUACGUGCGAAUGACAAAGCAAUGAAAGCUUUGAAACCAAUGUCAGAGAAUAUGGAUGUCUUGCUACAAUUACGUGAUUUCUACGAGGUAUGUACAAUAUAAAAGAGUCUGAAAGAUAAGUGAUGUAUAGUAAUCAUCACAAGGCAGGUGUAAAAUUCAGGCUUUAAAUUCAGGUGUAAAAUUCAGAUGUUAAAUUUAGGCUUUAAAUUCAGGUGUAAAAUUCAGGUGUAAAAUUCAGGCUUUAAAUUCAGGUGUAAAAUGUUACCAUAUUUGGUUUAUUAUUGCGUAGUCCUCACAACGUACAGAUAUGUGGAAUCUAUGGAAUUAUGUUCCAGCGUUAUCAGUUAACAGAAUAUUAUAGAGAAUACUUCAACAAUAUGAACAGCCCCUUGUUCAGCAAAUUGUGCAUGCUGCCUUGGGAAGAGGCAGCACUUUCCUGGCGGUGAUAACUUCUAGUAUGGUUGAUAAUGUUUUGUUCUCUUUAAGAACCUGCGUUACGAAUUAGCCAAUCACGAGCCACUGUACGAUGACGCAAUCAAGUGGAGCCGUGACGUCAUCAACAAGGAGAAACCGGGACCAUACCGCAGUGGCCUGGAGAAGAAAUACACUGAAGUUGCGACACUUUGGCGGGAACUGAAGAUGAAAGUUCGUUCAAAUCUUCGAGAACUCAGUGUGAUCAUACCGCUGGCCAAGAAAUACCACAACGCCGUGAAACCUGUUCGUGACGUCACCGAUCAGGUAAUGAGUAACAGUUGAAGACUGACCCAGUUUAAGAGACACCUAUUAAUUCUGGUCGGUAAAUAUUGCAAAACAAAAUGGCUAUGCUAGCACGCACAAGCCCGGUAACUUGUAGGUAACCUCGGAACCCAACAUCUGACAGCCAUGGUGAAAUACACAAAGACAAGAUACUGAACAACCGACAUCCAAUUAACCUUUUUUCUAAAUUUAUGUCCAGGUCCAGAAAUCGUUCGUUGAUCAUCGUCCGCUGGGCUCAAACGUGGAGAAAGGUCGCCUGGAAAUCCAUCAAAUGGAGAAUUUGAUAAAAUUACUUGAGAACAAACGCGAGGACGUUGCAGCGAUGAACAGCACGAGCCAAGAAUUGAUCUACACGUUAAUCAAUUAUUCCGACGCCACACAACAGAUCAUCGAGACCUCGACUUUCCUCAUGAAACGUUACGAGACUCUGUUGCGUGCAACCCGCGAGAUGUUGAUUGCGACACGCGAAGAAGUGGAGUAUAUUGUGAAGUUCUAUGAUACCCUACAAGCUUUGGAAAGACAUCUCAUCAAGAUUGCAAAGAUUGUCAGAAAUACACGCAAACGGUCCAGUGAUCCGAGGAUUAUUAAACACUACAAUGAACAACUAAAGGUCAGUGACUUACCAAGUUUUAAUAUAAAGUUUAUGUGGCAGAUGAAGUUCACAUAUAAUCGCAAUUUCAAGUGUUAAGUAGCCUGCGUGGCAGGCCCUCAAUUUUAUGGGGGGCCUGAUUUGCAGCGGACAGGAUUGCCCCCCAUAAAAUUGAGGGCCUGCCACGCAGGCGAAGUGUUAAGUGACUCUUGAAACGGUUUAAUUCGAUGUUGUGACAAGCAAAUCCGGUAUCGUGUAUUUAGCCCAGAUAAGAUUGAUGUUUACGACAGAUCACGGCAAAAUUCUGGUCGUAUUUUGAGCCCAACUGGUAGCUGUUCGAAGUUAGGACAAUUUGUGCAUUAAAGGCUCAGUUCAGCCUUUUGAAUGAUGGUUUUUAAGGAGCAUUACAACCCUUUUAAUAGAAAAAACAAACUAGGAAAUCAAUUAAGCAUAAUUCAAAAUCAGUGAACUGAAUCUUUCUUUUUAACAUUAAAAAUGUUAAAAAAUGUUAAAAGCAUUGAGAUCACUGAUCUUGAAUUAUGCUUAAUUGAUUUUCCUAGUUAGUUUUUUCAAUCAAAAGAGUUGUAAUGCGCCUUAAAACCCAUCAUUCAAAAGGUUGAACUGUGCCUUUAAAAUUAAAGCAUGAACAAGCUAAAAACUUCUCGAAACUUUCGAACUUACUUCAAUUGCGAUUUGAAGUUUGCGGUCAGCGAUAUGUCGUAAACGUCCAUCUUGACCUCUCUGGCUAGACCCAACCGGGGCGAAUACGAUUUUUUAUGAAUGUAAACAGGGUCAUAGAAAAUAAUUUUAUGGUAUCCCAAGAUUUCCAUCAGACCUUACGUUAGUGACCACAUAAGUGAACCACUUUGCUACCUCUUCUGACUAGCAGUGAGAGUUCUGUUUCAAUAAUCUGGCGCAAUUUAAGUGCUCAAUGUGAUUAUUCUUUCACUUCAGGCUGCAAGAAACGCUCUCUCUGAGAUCGAUCCACAGAUGAAAUCUCUUCAAUCCACUGGAUUGUGGCUCCUCAAUGUGAACCGAGACAAUGAACGCUACGUCCUUGAUCUAAAGACCAAACUCAAUGACAUCAGUGAAAUGUAUAACGAUCUCGUUCGCCAGAGCAGCGGACAAGCUACGAAUAAAUUAAGUGUGAUCCAGGAGGCUGAUGACUACGAGGAUCUUUUGGAGGAUUUGUGUCUCUGGCUGGAUGAGAAGGAGAAAUUUGUCUCUAGACAGAAACCCCUCACUGCUAAAGGCGAAGAACUGAAAGCUCUCGUUGCCGAACAAAAGGUAAGAUGAAUACAUUUUUUAUUUAAACUAGAGAAGCGAAAACAUGUGUGAUAUGUUAUUUAUAUUUAAAGUGUAAUAAAAUUGGAAUUGAAAAGUUGCACGAUAUUUUCCAGAUCUUCCUUAAGGACAUUGCGAACAACAGACCUCUGUACGAUGACGUGGUUGAGAUGGUAUUGGAUGUCGUCUGCACGACAGAGGCAAGCCCUAAACGUGAUGCGCUUGAGGAUAACGUUAACGAUGCUGUACGCCGCUGGGAUAUCUUGGCUAAGAACGCAAAGAACCGUAUGAGACAACUGAACAGAGUUGAGCCACUGAGCGCCGAGUACGAAAACACGAAACAUGAAUUUUUUCGCUGGUUAACUGAUACUGAAUCUGCCAUUAAGGAGGUCCCAACAGACGCGGUGGAUCAGAUCAGUUUACCUAAAUAUUUGGAACAAAUUAAGGUAUGCUUUUACUAAAGUAGUUACUUUUACACACAACGAUUAAUCGGGCCAAUUUCAGGUUUUGACAAAUCUUAAUGACAAAUGUUGUCAGUUGACCAUGUAGUCAGAUGACGUUGACAGCGUAUUUUUCAAAUAUCAUUUAAUUAAAGCUGAAUCGCCCCGAUUAAUUGUUGUGUUCCUCAUUUGUAAACUAUUCUCAAUAGAGGUCCAGGAAAUAGCCUGAAGUUGAACUAACUCUAAUGCAGUUUUGUCAGUUCUAAACUAUGCUUUUACUAAUCUAACUUUAUUUGUGCUGGCUAGGUUCAUCAGUUGUAAACGUUAUAUCAGUUCUCAAUAGAGGUUCAGUCUUAGUACACGAAAAAGCCUAAACUAACUUUAUUGCAACUAACUUUAUUGCAGCUCUUUCAGUUCUAAACUGUUCUUCCUGGAAGUUCAGUAAAAAUCCAUCCUUGGACGAUACCGGAUUCGUUUGUUACGACAUUGAAUUUAAGGAUUUCAGGAAUAUCUUAACACUUAAAAUUGCGAUAAUAUGGCAAAACGAAAACUGUUAAAGGGGGAAAUGUUGUGGGCAGACAUUACUCUUGAACGGCAUAUGUUGAUGUUUUGACAAGCGAAUCCGGUAUCGUGUCACUGGAGCCUUUACUAUUGGUCCAGUGUCCUACUACAGGAGGAAACCGGAAUACCUUGUGAACACAUGCAGCGUUUGGUCGAGUGAAACUGGAAAUACUCUUCUCAUCUUGACAAAUAUAUAAAAAGGCAGUUGCAUACUGCAGAAAUCUAACAGAGUGUCAAACAUUGGCUUUGAAUACCAGAAUAAAUGGCAGCAUGUCAAAAUUGCUUUGCAGUUCAUAUAAGGUUUUUAAUGUGCCUUUAACGUGUCUAAAACAUUUCCUUCUAUCUUCAGGACCUCCACGAAGACGUACGAAAACAUAAACCUGUACACAAACUGUACAACAAGGUGGCCGAGUCACUCAUGGAAGCUUGCAAAGAGUUGAAGUUGACAACAGAAAUUCCUGAGAUCAGAAAAGACGUUCAGAUCACGAACACAAGAUGGGAGAACUUGAAUGACGAGUUGAAAGAGAAAUCUAAGAAAUUGUCAAGCUAUAAACAAGGUAUUUUAUUAUUUUGCGUCAAUAUCGUAUUGGUUGGCUUCGACUUGCAGCAGAUUUAUAGCAAUGCUGUUCGAACAACAUGUCGAUAGGAUGUGUUCGCACUGCUUGUUCCCAGCUUGUUGACAAGUUGUCAACGGUUUGUUGGCAAUUUUAUGCUACAAGGUUGUUGAGCUCAACAGACUUGUUACAAGUUGUUCCAACAACUUGUUAUCGUCCUGCAAUUCAACAAUUUGUCAACAAGUUGUGAGUGACAACCUUGUAGCAACUUGAUAAAAUAACAGCAUUGCUACAACUUGUUGAAAGGCUGCUGCAAGCCUGUUGCGAACACAUCUUGUUGACAAGUUGUGAGAUUUUUAGGUGUGUAAGCUCCGUUAAGGGUUCUUGAUCUUGUUAUCAGGUUUGCGCGACUAUCAAGAUGCACUGGUGCCAUUCCAAGAGACAGUGACGAAAGCGGACGAGGUGUUUGUCAGUCAGAUGGCUGUGGGAAUGGACAAGCAAGAAGCACAGAAACAACUCGAUACAGUCAGGGUAAGAAAUAUUAUCAUGUGACCCAAAUAGAGCAGUAUGAUUGGCCAAAUGUUUCAUGAAAAGACUUUUACUGUUUAUUGCAUUUCCCCCCAAUUGUCUCGUUUCCACGUUUGCCUGUCUUAGCAUGGCGGCUCACAUGAAGAUUAUAUCCCAUGUUUCGUGCGUGAAUAUGUUUCUCUUUGAUCUUGAGUCCAAUCACAAACCUAUCCUUAAAGGAUUAGUGUCAGGGUCAUGCAUUGCAGUCUUUUGUUAUUGUUUACAUUUUACUCAAAUACAACAAAUAGCGAUAAAAAUACCUUGUUUGGUUCAUUUCUGAUAAAAAUCAGACAAAAACAGCAAGGAUUAUAAAAGGAUGGUUUAAAUAUAUAGCGGAUUGUAAAAACUUUCCAGAUCAUUUAAUCUAUUCGUCCCGAAAAAUGGCCGCCAGCAGGAGUUUGAGCCCGCGAAUUCCUGGUGUGACACUAAUCCUUUAACCCUACUGUGCGCGAAACAUGAGGAAUAACCACAUGAAAAUGAGGCCAUUGAGGCAAGAGUGCAAUAGACAGUGCAGUUUAUUAUUGAAUACAAUAUUUUCUUUGUUCUUUCCAGGAAUUGAUCAGCACAGUGGACAGUGCCGAAGAGAAACUAGUCAGGUCGGCAAGACACGCACCAAUCCGUGAAAAGACUCUGGACACCUUGUCCGUUCAACGUAAAACGAGAAACAAACUUGUGAAACAAGAAUCAUUACUACAACGACAUAUCAAAACUGUGGAAACUUUUGAAGAGUUGAUCAAGCAAAUUAGACAAUGGUUGGGAGAGAUUAAAGAGAAGAGUGCUGUGAUUAAAGAAAACCCAGUACCUGAGGAACCUGAAAAGAUUAACGAAAUUUUGCAAGAGAUAGAGGUAAGAUGUCGUGGAAGAAUUUAUUGCCACUAUUUGCCUUUUCAUUUGACAAACCAUCCUGUGAUUUCUUGUUAUAUCUCCAUAUAUGAUCUCUCGUCACUUUCUCUGCUAUCUUGUAUAGUAAAAACAUUUUCUUGUGUUUUAAUUUAGGAUCUGGUUAACGAAAUGGGCAAACUGCACGACACGUUCAAGACAGCGGAACAAGCUGGACAAUGGAUUAUUGAACACAGUCCCGACAACCCUACGACCGUUUCCGAAGUUAGCGACGACUUGGAGUCAGCUAAUAAGGACAUUGAUGAAGUUGACCGUGAAUUAGCCGAUCUUAAACAACAAUAUCAACUAAGCGUUUUGGACAGCAAACCUUUCAAUGUCGUCCUGGAUGAUUUUGCUAACUGGUUAGCUGAUGUUGAUAGAAAAUUAACCAAGGAAAAGAAACUGUCUGCCGCUUAUCCUGUUGUCUCGAAACAGAAUGAUAAAUUACAGGUAAUGUUUUAUAGGAAAGCUUCGGAUUGAUAGGGAUACAACUAUCUGAAAAGUUCAAGGAGAACUUCGACGUUUCGAAACUUUUCGAACAAAGCCUCAUCGUCGGGACGUUAGUCGGUUGACCACCACAUGCUAAACGAUAGUGCUUUAGUGAAAGCCGUGUAUAAACCAGUAUGAAUUACAAACACGAUUAUCUUUUGUUUAGGGGAUCAAAAAUAAACUACAGCAGUUGAAACCAAUUCAUGAGUAUAUCGAGAACAAGGCUGAGGAACAGACGUCUGAAAGUGAAGCCACUCCCGAUGCAAAUAUCCCAAAGAAAUUAUCUCAACUCAAACGUUAUUGGACAGCUGUGGCUGAGAAACUAGGCAAGAGAGAGAAUGCUAUCUCUGCUCUCUUGCCUGCAGCACAAAAACAAAGCUCGACUAAAGAAAAGUUUGUUGCACAUAAAAUCACAGUGGAACAGAAGCUACACGCCAUACAGCCUGUACCUGCUGAUGAGAACGAAGCACGAAAGCAGCAUGAUACUCUACAGGUGAGUGCUCGAAUGAAUUACUUCGAGGUUCGUUUUAUGCCUCCAGUGUGACUCUACCAACAAACUACUCCGGUUUCCCCUUGUAGUAACACUGGACCAUGAGGGACUGGUCAUGAUCCAGUGUUACCACGAGAAACCAUUAAUUUGAAUGUUAUUGUCAUGUUAUGUUAGGAUCAUGUUAUUACUUAGGUUUCUAGCUGAAUCAAUAAGGUAUAGCCAUUAAUGAACUUCUGGGGAGAACAGUGUAGAAUUGAUUGAGCUAUCCAGGUAAAGGUUAGUUCUUAUACAUGAAGGGGAAGUCUGAUUCUGAACGAUUUAUCAAAUAAGUGUUUGUCUAUCUUUAGGGAUUGUGCACCGAGGUUGAUACUGGAACUGAUUUAUUUGAAGACUAUGCUCAGGCCUACCAAAAUCUCGUUCGAAUUUGCGAGGAAAACAACGUGACACGUGACCUACCUAAGAUCAAGGCCGAGUUCGCUCAGUGCAAUGACUCGUGGCGGGACACACGCGUGAAGGUCCCGAAUGACACGUAUAACGUGGAAAGCGUGCGGGGAGAGUUGAAAAGAUACGAAGAGAAAUACGGAGAGAUUAAAAAUGUAGUUUGUUCUGCUGAGAAAGUACUGAGUACUGAAACAACAGCUGUAGUGGAUGAGAGAGUCGCUCUCAAUGAAUGGCAGAAAGUUAAGGUAGGGUCUUGGCAGUUGUACCACAGAAUGAAACCUUACAGAAGCUCGACUUCUUGUUUUUGCCUCGGAUUUUGGCGUUGCAAUGCUGCCGCCAUGUUCCUAGCCAGUGCGCUUACGAGAGGCAUUCACCCCCUGAAAAUAUUAAAAAUGGUGGACGUUCAGGGGGGUGAAUGCCUCUUGUAUGGCCAGGAACAUGGCGAGUGUAUUUUGAUGACGAAUCAUGGCGUGGCGGCGGUUACAAUUUUUUGCCUGAGUCGGCCUUCUGUAAGGUCUGUAUUCUGUGGUUGUACUUUGCUUAACUAUACAGUAGGUGAGUAUUUGGUCAAUUUUUCAGUGCUGGGUUUUUCCUUGACAGAAAAUGGCAACCGAACUUGAAAACCAAGAGCCUGCAUUACGAGAACUCUUCAACAUCGAGCGACAACUGAUUGAAAUCACUGACGAAGAACUAGUCGAUGUCCAACCACUUCAGGAAAGAACUUCUGCUCUUGUGCGACAAUAUUUCCAACUCUAUUCAAGGCUACAAGACCAGCAGUCGCUGCUCGCAGAGGUAUACGAUCAUACCAAGGACUUUGUGACGUCAGUGCAAGAUCUUCAAGAAUGGUUGCCCGUGGCAACGGCCCAGCUUGAUGACGUGGAUGUUGCUAGUGCUGAACCAAUCGUGGAAACGAAAUUAGAAACAGUCCAGGUGAGACUUAUGAUGAAGUAAUGUCAGCAACAUAAUUGCAGCAAAUUCUGAUCUCAAUGCAUGUUAAUUUACAAAAUAUUCUCUGAGGUGAUGUAACUUGACAUGAGUAUUUUAAAUUAACAUGCGUUGAAACCGAAUUUUCUACACACACAGUAGUUUGUGGUGGAGACUUAUAGCAGCAAUUAUCUAUUUAUUAUCAGUAAUGCAAGACUACUACUUAAAAUGAAAAGAACGUUAAAGAAUAUUAAUACUGCUCGUUGACUACUAUCCGCUGUAGUUCUCAGUGAAACCUGUCCAUAAACUACACGCACAUUAGUGAGCAGUUGACUUAUUAUUUUAAUGUUUGUAUCUUGAAGACCAUCAAAGAACAAUUGGUAGACAAGAACAAGAAACUGAAUGAAGGGACUGAAGAUGCUUUAUGGUUGAAAGAGAACUAUGGCCAAAAUGAAGACAGGAAUGCAGCGGUUGACAGACAACUUGAGAAUGUUGAACAAGAAAUGGACAAUCUCAAAGAGAAAUUGUCAGAAAAGAACGCUCAGUUAGAGCUUGUUUUGUACAAGAAACAGAGUUAUGAGUUGUCAAUGGACAAGUUCAUGGCGUGGUGUGUUUCAGUUGAUAAAACGAUGAGAAAUCAAGAACCUGUGUCGUUGAGAUAUGCGGAGAUAAUCACCCAACAACGAGUGAUACAGGUAAGCAAGUCCUCAAACGAACCAGUAUUUUAAAUAUUAUCAAUAUUAUUAUUAUUAGUUACCAUUGUUCCAGUUUACAGAAGCACAGAAUAGGUGACUAAGCAUUACAGUUAUGUGUAAAGCCCUGGGCAAACUAGGAAACAUUGUUGCGGAAACAUUGUUUCCUGCCAAUGUUUCGCCAUGUUUUCCAGAGUGGGCAAACACUAGGAAACAUUAGUGAGAAACAUAGGGAAACAUCAAAUGUUUCUGAAUUUUCUAGGAAACAUUUUUGCUUCUCGGGAAGCAAAUUUUGUUUCCGCAACAAUGUUUCCACGGGUGGGCAAACAGGAAAACAUUUCAGGAAACAUCGAGAAUCACAAAUGUUUCCACAACAAUAAUUCCUAGUUUGCCCCGGGCUUAAGAGUUCUUCACUCAUGUAGAUAAUUCUAAAACUUAGUUACGUUUGUUCUGUUCUAUGCUCUGUAAUCUAAAGUUAUGAAUUUGAAAAAUGCUGAACAUCUCUACGACACGUGAAAAACGCGAGCUUUGAUUACAUUAACGGCGAAGAACUGGUGUCAAGAGAGAUAUCACGAACAGAAAAAUACUAACAUCACCAAUACUGAAAGAGCAUACAUAGAAAGACUGCAGACCGCGCAGAGAAGUUGAAAGAAGUGUUGCCUCUUGUACGCGACUAUCACGAUAGUGUGACGUCAUUUGUACCAUGGCUGACAACCGCUGAGCGGGAUAUGCAGGCGUUUGGUACCAUGAGCUGUGAUCAUGCACAGUUGACGAAGCAAAGAGCCGAGCUGAAAGUGAGUGAAAAUAUCUAGUGCAAUAUGAAUAAGGAACCAAACUAAACUAACUUUAUUUUUACUGAAAAGCUCUAUCAGUUCUAAAUUGUUCCCCUUGGAGGUCCAGUAUUGAUCACCCUUACUGGUCGGAAGUUACUACAGGAGGAAAGUGGAGUACCCGGACCAAACCUGUGGUAUUUGGUAGAGUCAAACUGGAAGCAUUCUUUUCACAAGUGAAUGAGGUGAAAUUCUAAUCAGAAAACUGCAUACUGCAUGUCUCCUCGCCACAGAGGUGUGAAUGACACGUGCACUACAUGUGCACCACACCUGUACUAAUCACUGUGUCACCACCAUGUGGCCAGAACAGUAUUUCCCACAACUGUAUUAAAUUUUCUAAUUUCUUUCACAACAGCGACUCGAGGAUGAGGUAAACGCUCACCGUCCUGUUCUACAACAUCUUUGUGAUAAACGUGAUGCCGUUGUAAACCUCUCAAACAAGAAUUACAUCAAGUCUGACCAGGCUGGCGAAGUUGCAAACGACGUGAACGACAUUGUGGACCGUUAUGACAAGUUGAGAGCAACACUUGAAGAACGUAAACAACAACUAAGUGAAGUCGAGAAGAAAGUUGAACAGUACAACGUUGUUCUUCAUCCUGUCAAGGAAACCAUGUCUGCUGUCAGUGUCGUCUUGGAAAGCGAAGUUCCAAGUGUCACUGAACCCGAGUUGGCCAAAGAAGAAAUUGUCAAGAUUGAG